UUACUGCCUUGCUCGCUACUCAAUAUAAACACAGCAAAAGAAACUUGCGAUUCUAGAGGAGAGAUAAACAAGUUAGAGAGAGAAAGAAGAUCGAUGGAGGAUUUGGUAUUGAAGAUGGUAUGUUCGACGGUGAUGGCGGCGGUGGUUUGCUUCGUUAUUCAUUUCUACAGAACAACGGUGGUGAAGUCACAGACGGUGAGGCGAAAACUCCGCGUUCAAGGAAUCAAAGGUCCUGCUCCUUCGUUUAUGUAUGGAAAUCUCUCAGAAAUGCAUCAGAUUCAGUUCAACGCAAUCAAACCGCAAUCUCAUUCUCAAAUCGUAGCUCAUGAUUACACCUGCUCCGUCUUCCCUUACUUCGAACACUGGAGAAAACAAUACGGUCUCAUAUACACAUAUUCAACAGGAUUCAGACAACAUUUGUAUAUUAACGACCCAGAACUUGUAAAAGAAAUGAAUCGGUCAACUAGUUUAGACUUGGGGAAGCCAACUUAUAUGACCAAAAGACUUGAACCCAUGCUCGGGAACGGCGUUAUUCGAUCCAACGGCCACGUUUGGUCUCAACAACGUAAAAUUAUUGCUCCUCAAUUUUUUAUGGAUAAGGUCAAGGGUAUGGUGGGACUGAUGGUGGAGUCAGCACAAGGUUUGGUGAGCAAAUGGGAGGGAUUAAUUGAAGCAGAAUGCGGUAUGGAAGCGGUGGAGAUUGAGAUUGAGAUUGACGAGGAGUUAAGAAGCCUCUCGGCUAAUAUGAUUGCAAGGGCUUGUUUUGGGACCUCUUUUUCUAAGGGCACUCAGAUUUUCUCCAAACUUAGAACUCUCCAAAAACUCCUUACCAACCAAAGCUUUCUUUUUGGUGUACCGGGUUUUGGGUUUUACGCUUACAAGAAUCGGAAAUCAAUGAGCAAGUUGGAAGGAGAAAUAGAGUCUUUAAUUUGGGAGACAGUGAAAGAACGAGAAAAGAAAUGCUUAGACAAAGAUUGUAUUGAAAAGGAUUUACUGCAGCAGUUGCUUGAAGAAGCAAUACUGAAUGAUACCAACAUUUCAUCACCCAAACGGUUCGUCGUUGACAAUUGCAAGAGUAUAUAUUUUGCAGGUCAUGAGUCUACUGCUACUGCUGCCACCUGGUGCUUGAUGCUCCUGGCUUUACAUCCUGAGUGGCAAUCUCGACUCAGAGAGGAGAUCAAUCAAGUUUGCAGUCAUGGAUUCGAUUCAGAUUCAUUAUCCAACUUGAAGAUGGUGGGUAUAGUGAUACAAGAGGCACUGAGGCUAUAUCCACCAGCAGCAUUUGUGUCAAGAGAAACACUCGAAGAUGUACAAAUCGGCAAAAUCAGAGUUCCAAAGGGUGUAUGCAUGUGGACAUUGAUUUCAACUUUGCAUAGAGAUCCAAAUAUAUGGGGCCCCGAUUCUAAUGAAUUUAGACCCGAAAGAUUUGCCCACGGAGUUUCUAAAGCCUGCAAAUUUGUUCAAGCUUAUAUCCCAUUUGGAGUCGGGACUCGUUUGUGUUUAGGCAAAAACUUUGCGAUGAUCCAGCUCAAGAUCGUUUUGUCUCUCAUUGUCUCCAAGUUUACAUUCACAUUAUCUCCUAAUUAUCACCAUUCUCCUACUUAUAGAAUGAUCGUCGAGCCUGAGCAUGGGGUGCAAAUUAUUUUCCGAAAAGUUUAAUUAGUAUAAUUAGAUUUUGAAAUAAAUUAAACACCAAAAGAGUGAUUGAAAUUAAACUUUUUAUCUAGCUAAUAAAUUGUGCAAAUAUAGCUACUAUGGUUGCGCGGUGCUGAAAGAUUGGAUUGGAUUUGGGUGA
This is a messenger RNA of Mercurialis annua (annual mercury), 1795 nucleotides long. RefSeq names its product cytochrome P450 714A1-like. Gene Ontology annotation, molecular function: heme binding; iron ion binding; monooxygenase activity. The transcript has 5 exons. Lineage: Eukaryota; Viridiplantae; Streptophyta; Magnoliopsida; Malpighiales; Euphorbiaceae. The coding region runs from base 94 to 1659 and encodes 521 amino acids. The record is from RefSeq and is a predicted model, not a curated record.